AUGGUCAAGGUUUAUUUCGGCAGAGAGGUGUCGGAGUACACUCUCGAUGAGUUGAAGUCGCUUACCGCACGAGAUGUUAUUAAAAGUAUUGUUCACAAGGAUCUGGAUCGUUCGGUACUUUCACAUACUGGUAGAUUUCUUACUCCUGACGAGCUUUUAAGCUCUCAUAACAUCCAUGAGAACGACAUACUAAGAAUUCUACAAAACGACGGCGAACUUAAAGUGAACAAGCCGUGCGACAACACACUGCUUCGGGAAUGUGAUCGGCUGUUUGAUUUCGUGCAGAAGGAGGAAUCUGGAUAUAUGCAUCUCCGCUUAAUUGCGGACGUCACUAUGCCGGAUUAUCUCAAAAUAUUCAUCGACAUGUUCCCCGAACUUCGCAAAGAUCCGAUUGCAUGUCAUAUUCUCAAUGAUUAUUAUGUACUCAAAGCUAUGGUAACGUUGCCAAGUGAUGAGGGGUCAUUGGAUAAGCUACGAAAAUUUCAUGCGCAACACCCGGUUUUGUUGCCAGCGAUUAACUGGUUGCUAAAAAAGAAUGCACAAAGAGGACGAGGAUCAUCUCAGCGGACUCCAAGAGUUCAUGCGGAUGAGUCGCCUUCGCCAGCCGAACCACCUCAAAUUACUCAGGAAAUGUUGAGACAAGCGAUGGCGUUGGCUUUUGGCGGUACAGUACCUACUGGAUCUGGACGUAGUGGUGCGAGCACCAGCUCUCACCCUGCAUCUUCGGUUCCAACACCGCCGCCGGUUCCUAUUCCUGUACCAGUCGUCGCUUCGGAAUCACCAAAUCCAGGAGCAUCAGGCCAUAUUUUGCAAUUGCGAUCUCGUUUUGCGUCACAGCUGGUGCAGCUGAACGAGUUUGGGUUCACUGACGAGGCGGCAAAUCUAUCUGUGCUUGAGUCAACAGAUGGAAAUGUUGAGGUUGCCUUAGAUCUUCUGAUCGCUAUGAGAGAGGAAGGGAUUUGA
Molecule: messenger RNA, 963 nt
Organism: Necator americanus (New World hookworm)
Lineage: Eukaryota; Metazoa; Nematoda; Chromadorea; Rhabditida; Ancylostomatidae
Exons: 7
Coding region: 1-963 (320 amino acids)
Molecular function (GO): protein binding
Source: RefSeq, a predicted model, not a curated record